This is a messenger RNA of Truncatella angustata, 835 nucleotides long. RefSeq lists its product as uncharacterized. The record is from RefSeq and is a predicted model, not a curated record. The coding region runs from base 1 to 555 and encodes 184 amino acids. The transcript is spliced from 2 exons. NCBI's taxonomy places the organism in Eukaryota, Fungi, Ascomycota, Sordariomycetes, Amphisphaeriales, Sporocadaceae.
AUGGAUGUACAGCUCGUCCACGUACCGCGACCACCGGCUGGAGAGUGGGCGGAUAGGGCAACUAUCGCCGGCUGGCAGGGGUCGUUGCUGUUGAUCUUGCCUCUUGGCGGACAAGAGUUGGCGAGCUUCUCCCAUAACGAACUGCAGCGUGCUGUGCUGGCUCUGCCGGGCCGCGAUAUCCUCGUCGUAAACCGCUCUAUUACGCCCGCACAAGUGGUUUCGCAUAGGCCUAGCUAUAUCAACUUCCUGCUUAUUACGAGCCGAGGAAGGGUGAGCGCGACUCCUUGCGUUAGCUGCCGUUUGGCGGCGGCAUUGAGUCCGUUCGGAUGGGCUAGGCCAUCCCCCGUUUGCGUUCGUCUACCAGGUCACUUCGGUGGCUGUUGUAGUAAUUGCAAAUGGAAGGAUCAGGCCAGUCGGUGCUCCGUACGAGACGGUGUUGGGACCCCAUUUCCCUCAGACGACAACGACAACGACAACGACAACGACACUCCUCCUCCGCGUCAGCGCGCCUUGCCAGCCCAUAGCGGGUCACAAGACGAUCCGAACGGCUUAUAAUGGUACGCACGAAUCCUUCCUUAUCCGUUAUCCAAUAGAUAAUUAUAUAGGCCUGCGAAGCAAGAAACCAAGUGGCUUUCUGUGGAGGCGUUGGUCAGUAGUUCGGCGUCACUCUGGCUGGCCCAAGACAAUUGCCGGGCACCUUCUCGUGGCGUCUUAGGUUAGUAGCCAUCGUACUAUGGUGAAGCCAAGAUCCGGAAAUAUAGACAGUUUGAUUUAAUGUAAUGCAAUUCAAUCUAGUCUCUUAUCUCUGUACUGCUGUCUAUAAUCACUGUUAUGC